AUGCAGAGUCUACAACCUGAUCCCGCCGCUCGCUAUCGCAAUGUGAUGGAAGCCUUGUUCAAAAUCAUCCGCACAGAGGGAAUCUGGAGGCCGAUGCGAGGAAUGAAUGUUACAGCGACAGGAGCUGGGCCGGCACACGCCCUGUAUUUUGCUUGCUAUGAGAAACUGAAAAAGACACUGAGUGACGUCAUCCGCCCCGGGGGCAAUAGCCAUAUAGGGGCCGCUGGCUGCGUAGCGACGCUGUUACAUGACGCAGCGAUGAAUCCCGCUGAAGUGAUCAAGCAGAGGAUGCAGAUGUACAACUCGCCGUAUCGGAGAGUGACGGACUGUAUGAGAGCCGUGUGGCGGAAUGAGGGUGCUGGUGCCUUUUACAGAAGCUACACGACGCAGCUGACCAUGAACAUCCCCUUCCAGGCCAUACACUUUAUGACCUACGAGUUCAUGCAGGAGCACCUAAAUCCCCAGAGACAAUACAACCCAACCUCCCAUGUGCUGUCCGGUGCCUGUGCUGGGGCGGUGGCUGCUGCCGUUACAACACCACUGGACGUUUGUAAAACCUUACUGAACACACAAGAUGGACAUAUCACCGGCAUGGCGAAUGCCUUUAGGACGGUUUAUCAAGUGGGCGGUGUCACUGCCUACUUCCGAGGAGUUCAGGCCAGAAUCAUCUAUCAGAUGCCCUCCACAGCCAUUGCAUGGUCUGUGUACGAGUUCUUCAAAUACAUCAUCACCAAGCGCCAGGAGGAGAGGAGGGCAGCUCACUGA
Messenger RNA from Staurois parvus, 765 nucleotides. The record is from the annotation of a GenBank genome assembly. NCBI's taxonomy places the organism in Eukaryota, Metazoa, Chordata, Amphibia, Anura, Ranidae.